UUCGUAAAUCUGCUUUUGAGGUCCUGUUUGCUCUCACGGAAUCCUUCAGAUGGGAGGACCAACCAGAAACCGACCCCGACACGAAAGUUUUAACAAUGGCUGGACUGAUCACUCGAAUUCAGAGAUACAUGCUGUGUGCAAUAAUUUUUAUCAACGGAUAUCACAUAACCAGCACAAUUAUAAUCAGAGCGAAACAUUACUUCCUGAUGUUUGAAACGUGGCACCCAUUUGACAACUCGUCAAUGCUGGUCUUGCAAAUAACGAAUAUCUCAGAGAUAUUUGGCUCACUUGCGAUUAUAACCACAUUGAUGACCUUCACGUGUCUAUAUGGCGUGAUGGUGUGUGUGGCGUGCAGUCAGCUGGAGAAGCUGAGGGCAGCUCUCCUGGACAUCAAACAGGAGACCUCAGAGCACGAGGGAACGUUCAGUCGCAUGCAGGAUCAGCUCAAUGCCUGCAUACGUCAUCACCAGGAGAUAAAAAGGUUCAUGCAGGAAAUUGAGGACGUGUUCAAUCCCUGCUUUUGUGGCCUGUUCCUCAUCAUACUAAUUACAUUAUGCUGCUUGGCCUUCUCCGGAGUCAUGAGCUGGGGUCAUUCUGCAGACGUAAUUCAAGCAUUCACAGCCUAUUUCGCGAUGCUGGUGUGUGUGUUCAUAUUCUGCAGGCUGGGAACUGAGUUGACUGCACAGGCGGAGAGUGUGGGCGAUUCGGCUUGGGGAUGCGACUGGGUUGGCACUCCUGUACAAUUCCAGCGCUGCCUGGCCUUCGUCAUUGCAACAGCUCAAAAGGAGUUCACACUCACAGCCGGGAAAUUUGUUCCCGUUUCCAACACCACGAUGAUGAACAUGCUGAAUCAGUCGGUGUCUCUCUUCAUGUUCCUUCUUCAAAUGAGAGAGAGAAAUGAUGGCGAAAAAGAGGGAAAAUGAAUUUGAAGGAAUAGAAAACCCACGGCAGGCUUAACAACUAGCAGCUUUAGAACACAAUAAGAGAGAACACACUUCACACUACACACAACACGUCUUG
Molecule: messenger RNA, 1020 nt
Organism: Zootermopsis nevadensis
Lineage: Eukaryota; Metazoa; Arthropoda; Insecta; Blattodea; Termopsidae
Source: RefSeq, a predicted model, not a curated record